Molecule: messenger RNA, 1191 nt
Organism: Cucurbita pepo subsp. pepo (vegetable marrow)
Lineage: Eukaryota; Viridiplantae; Streptophyta; Magnoliopsida; Cucurbitales; Cucurbitaceae
Product: WUSCHEL-related homeobox 8
Molecular function (GO): DNA binding; DNA-binding transcription factor activity
Source: RefSeq, a predicted model, not a curated record
UUUCCCCCCUUUUUGCUUUGCUUUAAGUUAAGAGGAUAAAUGGAAAUGGAAAUGGCCAAAUGAGACGGAGAACAACGCACCCAGAAGUUGCAGAAGAAGAGAAUGAUGGAGUGGCAGAAUCAGCAGCAGCAACAGAACCAAACUGAGCAAUUGCAAAUGCAAAUGCAGGUGGAGCAAUUGAGCAACGCCGCCGAUGGAGUUGGUGGCCUCUACGUCAAGGUGAUGACCGAUGAGCAAAUGGAGCUCCUAAGGCAGCAGAUCUCUGUCUAUGCUUCCAUCUGUGACCAACUUGUCGAGAUGCAUAAGGCAAUCACCGCCCAGCAGGACCUUGCCGGAAUGAGGCUUGGGAAUCUUUACUGUGAUCCAAUAAUGGCUUGUGCUGCUGGUCACAAGAUAACUGCUAGGCAGCGGUGGACGCCCACACCUGUGCAGCUUCAAAUUCUUGAGCGGAUUUUUGAUGAGGGCAAUGGGACCCCAAGCAAGCAGAAGAUCAAGGAUAUAACUCUACAGCUGAUACAAUAUGGUCAAAUUUCAGAAGCAAACGUUUAUAAUUGGUUUCAAAACAGGAGGGCUCGUUCAAAAAGAAAGCAAGCAAAUUCAGUACCAAAUAAUGCAGACUCAGAACCAGAGACCGAAGUUGAUUCUCCAAAGGAGAAAAAGACUAAACCAGAAACCUUCCAAGCUUAUGAACAUUUUGUUCCGAAGUUGAGCAACGUGUAUUCUCAGAGAUCUGAAUUAGGUGCUGAAAUCCUUUCCUUUGACACACAAACGAAUAAAGGGGAGCCCAUGUUUCAAUCUUUUGGAUCUGGUCAUAUCAGUCAGAUGACCCCAACACAGAAUCAUAGAAAUAAUAUGUCAAAUGAAAAAAUGAACGUACCGGACUACUCUCCUUGUGAAGGAUAUCACUUGGUUGAGUGAUGCCUCCGACAUUCCGCAGAUCUGCUAGACUGCUUGCACCGAAGCUCAUCCUAGAGGAAUGUUCGAACCACAACUGACAUAGUAAAUAUUACACUGCAUGUAAAAGGAAAUCAAAUUUUGAAGAUGCCUGUGAGGCAAUUUAUAUACGUGGAUAUGAAUGAUAUAGCUUACAGUACUGAACGAAACCAAUUUUUGAAGGAUUUUACGUUACUUGGUAUAAAUUGUGUAUUCCUGCAAUUUUAGUUAUUUGCUUGAUUGAGCACGAAUGAUGAU